Molecule: messenger RNA, 2409 nt
Organism: Anopheles stephensi (Asian malaria mosquito)
Lineage: Eukaryota; Metazoa; Arthropoda; Insecta; Diptera; Culicidae
Exons: 3
Coding region: 53-958 (301 amino acids)
Source: RefSeq, a predicted model, not a curated record
UUGGCUAUUUGGGAUAUCGAUCGAUGGUCUGCCUUUACAUACAAAUAGCAGCAUGCAGUUCUGGCCAAUCUUGUUUUCUAUUCAUGAGCUGCCCCAAGCACCGGUUAUGACUGCUGGCAUCUUUUGUGGAACGACCAAACCCGAAUCUGCAGAAGAAUAUCUUCGUCCAAUGGUGGUCGAAAUGAAUGAUUUGAUGCAGCGUGGCAUAAUCGUUCAUGGAUGUCAUGUCGCCAUAAGACUGCGCGCAAUCGUGGCAGACACUCCUGCGAGGGCAUUCAUCAAAGGAGUCAAGGGACACACCGGAUACGGCAGCUGCUUGAAAUGUACCGUCGUCGGCAAAUACAGUCAGGCAGGACGUACAAUGACAUUUCCUGGUACAAACGCUCCGCAACGAACGGAUAAGUGUUUUAGGGACAAUAAAUACCCUGGACAUCGCAAGACGGAAACGCCGUUGGUGGAUUUGCGGUUCUUCAACAUCAUCAAGGACAUACCAACAGGAGAUCGACUACACUGUGUGGAUCAAGGUGUCGGCAAGCACUAUAUUUUAGGCUUUCGGGAUGGAACGUUGAGAAAGCAACGCUGGACGACAAAACAAUGUGUUCAAAUAUCAAACCAUAUUGAACAGAUUAAUUUGCCGACAGAAAUUCAUCGCAAAAUACGUCCUAUCAAGCAGGCACAUUUUUGGAAAGCGUCGGAGAGCGCGUCUUUUCUUCAUUAUGCUGGGUUCGUAGUGCUGAAACCCCAUCUUACUGAUUGUGAGUACAGACAUUACUUACUGCUGUUUUGUGCUGUGACAUUGCUGUCCUCUUCAGUUUAUAAGGAGAAGUGGCGUUUUGCUGGCCAAUUAUUAAACAAAUUCGUUGAGGACUUUGCAAGUGUGUAUGGUGAACAACAUAUAAGCAGUAAUGUGCACAUAUUGCAACAUUUGUAUGAGGAGGUGGAGCGAUUUCCCAAAUAGCCAAAUUAUCUUAAGCAGCCAAUUUCAGCACGCUAAAGAUCGCUGAUCUAGUACGUCUUUUGCAGUAGAUAAGCAGCGUCAUGGUUCGACGUACCUUUAACCGGGCCUUAAGCAGCUAUCGUAUUUCAAGCCGUUAAAGAAAGUUUUUAUGCGCUUUUUAUUUUCAAGCAAAUCGUCUGUUUUCGAUCGAUAACCGCAAAAAAGUGAAAAAAAUGUGAAUUUUUGGGUAGCGACAUUACCACCGCUUGUAUGGUAUGGCUGUGUGUAUUGAUGAUUUGUUAUCAGAUAUUUUUAUAUCGUAUGUCAGGUAGAUCUGUUAGUAGUGUGAGUGAGUGUAUUUUGGUAUUGCAUCUUUCAUUAACGUCGCUAUUUAUUAUUGAGAAUUGAACAUGGUAUUUCCUGCGUGAAGAGCGCUGCCUUUGUCGUUUGUACCAAUAGUUCUGUCGUUACUCAUCAUGCUCUACCUAGACAAAAAGAAGUUAAGCAGCAAUCAUCGAACAUUCGAAGCGGUAAGGUUUUGUUCCAUAUGUUAUUGUUGUACACUUCUGUUUUUUUCUAACUUUUCUUUUCUGAGGGUUACUCAUCGAUGCUUUGCACAUUUGUAUCAUGCGUACCGAAGCGACAGCGACAAAAAAUCCAACAAACUGUAUUGGGCCUUUGGAACCAGUCUUAGCAUGCACAAACAUGGUGUCGAUCGCUGGAUCAAUAAGGGGAGAAGGGCAGCGAGCGGUGAGAAUAUAAGAGGAACACAGAAUGGAAUGGCACAACAAUAGAAAAUUUUGGCAAGUGGAGAAAAUCGUAAACAAAAAUCCCGGAUAGGAAAGCCUUUACACCCAGCACUUAGUCCGAGUAGACGCAAAAAGUGUAAGACAUUGCAUUGCAAAACUUAAAAGAUGCCGUUCAAUAUCGAAGAAACAGUGGAUAACAGAGAGCAUAAGGAGUUGUUAGCGGUUCCUGUACCUUGGGUCCAGGGAACGAGCAAAGGAACGACGAAUUUGUUGUGGCCGAAUAUACGACAAAAGGAUCGGUUGAAUAAACUGAGCAUGUGUAGAGGAAAAUCACGAAAACAUUUACGACGUGUAUAGAAGUGUCUUCAAAGAAAGGUCGGUAGAGUGUGUGGACAGUGAAUGGAUGGACGAACUGAUUUGCAUCAUCUGGCUGGUGAAUCUGCUAUUAUUGCUCAUUGUGAUAUCGCAUUUCCCUUCUCAUUAAUGCACUAUACACGCCGUUUACCAGUUCACGCAACACAGCCUCCUUUAUUCAGCAUUCAACUAAGACUGGCGGCCUCUCAUCCAUUGCCGUUCCGCACUCACACCACUACAUUCAUACUCAGGAUCCCACACUCAUCAUCUUCUGAACUGGAACUGUCGGAUAUUUGUUCAACCGCAUGAUCAAAGUUUGUUGAUUCUAAAAGAAGAAAUAGAAUAUAAAAACAUAGUCUCAAAAGUAAA